UGAAAUUGUCCCUCGCCUGCUGCCGUAGUAAACAGUGAUGGCUUCCUCCGAGACGCAGCCUCGCUUCGGUCAAUCUGUUAAAGGUUUAUUAUCUGAUAAAGUCACUUCUUGCAGUGGAGAUGUGAUCGCUCUAACCCGUCAAGUGUUGAAAGGAUCCAGGAGCCAAGAACUGCUCAGCCAGGCAGCGAGAAAUAUGGUAAUUCAAGAAGAUGCAAUUCUGCAUUCUGAAGAUAGUCUACGGAAGAUGUCUAUUAUAACAACCCACUUGCAGUAUCAGCAAGAGGCCAUUCAAAAGAAAACACUCCAAAAACCUGCAGGACCAGCUCAAACACUUGAUGAAAUAACGGAGCCCUUCUAAUAACAUGCUGUGAAUAUCGCAUUCUCUAGUUUUUAAUUGAUUUUGUAACAGUAGAUCCCAUCACUUUUUGAGACUGCAGAUGAUGGCUUAUUGCAUAGCAGAUAGCUAUUUAAAAAAAAAAAAAGGCACAGCCCAACAUCCUUCUAUUCUCUAACACCUGAUUAUGAAUGGUCAUGAAUAACAUGCAUAAGACCUUCAAGUGAAGGCUUUUCUGUGGGAGAUUGUUUCCAGUAUUCGUAUUUGCUUUUAGACAUUUAGAUCUUGCUUAGUCAAAAUUUCCCAAAUCACUGUACACCAAAUGUACAAAUUGUAUUUUGUUCAUUUAUUUAUGCCUUUUUUAUGGUGUUGUUGUGCCAAAUUUACUUGAAUAUAUUUGUAUAAAAUGUCACACAGAAUUGUUUCUGCUCAUUUUGCUAAUUCAUUUUUAGGUCUAAGCUUGGAGCAACUUUAUUAAAUGUAUGUGGAAAAGCAAA
Messenger RNA from Onychostoma macrolepis, 831 nucleotides. It is a transcript of the gene borcs7, whose product is annotated as BLOC-1 related complex subunit 7. The coding region runs from base 38 to 358 and encodes 106 amino acids. NCBI's taxonomy places the organism in Eukaryota, Metazoa, Chordata, Actinopteri, Cypriniformes, Cyprinidae. The record is from RefSeq and is a predicted model, not a curated record. Gene Ontology annotation, cellular component: BORC complex. The transcript has 5 exons.